Molecule: messenger RNA, 1290 nt
Organism: Lachancea fermentati
Lineage: Eukaryota; Fungi; Ascomycota; Saccharomycetes; Saccharomycetales; Saccharomycetaceae
Source: the annotation of a GenBank genome assembly
AUGGUACCCAACGAUGAGCACUCUCCUUUGGAGGAGUCGAUGCAACAUGCUCCCGAGGAGGCAGUCCUUGAGGAUGCUACUUUCCUCGAGAAAUUACGGAAUUUGUCAUACCUUACUUUUCUCCUUAUCGGAGUAGCUCUUUUGUGGCCUUGGAACUGCUUUCUUAGCGCAUCUUUAUAUUUCCAGCAUGAUGUGUUUCACGAUGAUACUAUUUAUGCAAAGAUAUACAUUAGUACUAUGAUGAGCAUUUCUACACUAUCGUCUGUGGCUUUUAAUUUUUGGCUGUCCACCAGACAGCAUGGUUAUGCAAAGAGAAUAGUCAGGGGCUUAAUCUGGGAAGUCGUUGUAUUUGGAUCCUUGUGCGUGCUUGUAUCUAUCCAUAAGCUACUUCCUACCUGGCUAACAUUCACGAUCCUGAUGUUGCUAGUGCUUACAAGUUCCGUAGGCACUGCCAUGACUCAAAAUGGUGCCAUGGCUAUGGCCAACGUUUUCGGGAGCCAAUUUAGCCAAGCGGUAAUGGUUGGACAAGCAAUCGCAGGUGUACUUCCCUCGCUGGUCUUAUUCGGAGUUUCAUUUAUCGGAGACCCACGAAAUCAGAGCACUGGAGGAAUUUUCGCAUAUUUCUUCACCACUGCUAUGGUUUCGGUUGCAUGCAUUAUCCUCUACCGUGCCAGUGCCAUUGGCGCCGCUGACAAAUAUGAGAUGAUCAGAGACGAUAAUACAACUGCAUCAGAUUCCAAGUCUGUUCCAUUCUCCGUUCUCUUUUCAAAGCUAAAAUAUCUGGUGUUAUCUAUCUUCACAGCCUUCGUCGUCACGUUAGUCUUUCCGGUGUUUGCUGCACACACGUUUGUUGCAGGCUUACCAAUUCAUAACUCCCAAUAUAUUCCACUUAUAUUCACGGUAUGGAACCUAGGUGAUCUCUAUGGGAGAGUCAUAUCCAAUUAUGAUUUUUUCCAAAAUCCAAAGUUUACUCCAUUUAAAACUUUUAUUUAUUCGAUUGCAAGGAUUGGCUUGGUGCCGCUAUUCUUCUGUUUCAACAUCAACAACGCCUCCAAGACAAAAUACCGUACCUUAUCUGAUCUGCUUUACAUCCUAUUGCAAUUCGUGUUUGGCGUCACAAAUGGUAACGUCAUUUCCGUCAGUUUCAUGAAGGUCAGUUCGCAAUUGGAUACAGACAAAGAACGUAAAGCUGCUGGUGGCUUUACCACAGUUUUUGUAUCGACCGGUCUGGCACUGGGUAGCAUAAUAAGCUAUCUAUUUGUAUAUUUUAUAAGUAUCAGCAAGCCAUAA